CCAGUUCAUCACUAGCUCUGAUCGCCUUACCCUCGCUGCUCUCUACUAUCCCCUCUCUCUCUCUCUCUCUCUCCCUCUCCUCUUCUCUCUCCCUCUAUCUCCCUCUCCUCUUCUCUUUGUUGCAUAACGAAGGGGAUGCGCUCGAAUCAACCUUUCUCUCUCGUCAACGAAGAUCUCGCCACGUCGCCGCCGAAGCCAAUGGGCUUAAAUCCACCUCUCUCACCCAUCAAAGACGACGCCUCCUUAUCGCCGGUCCCAGCGCCGUUCUCUGACUGCCUUCCUCCUACGCGAACGGGUUCUCGAACCCCCUUCUCCGGCUCAAACUCUUCCCUUUCCACCUCCCCUUCCUCCUUCCUUGCCUCCCCCAUCGAUUCCCCCUUCCACCUUCUCCACUCGUCCUCCGCCGUCCCAUUCUCCUGGGAACGCCAGCCUGGGAUCCCUAAACUUCCCGCGGCUGCAGCAGCAGCCGGAGGCCGCUACGACGAAGAUCUGCUUCUUCUGCCCCUUCCGCCGCCGCUCAGACCCGCCGUUGGCUUCUCCCGUAACAAGCGUUCUGGGGCCGGCGGCUUCGACCCCUUCGCCGUUGCCCUAGCGCAGUGCGCCAAGGAGUCCUCGCCGGAAACCGGCGAAGAUAUUGAGUGUUUGUGGAGGCGAUCAGGACUAAAGAGAGUGGGAAUAUGGAGACGUGCGACGAUUGCCGACCGGAUUGGUCUGAUCAGCUUCUAUGGUUCGUGCAAGGCGACGUGCUCGGUCUCGGUCUCGGAUGCGACCAUCGUGCUGCCUCGCGCGGCCGGGAGGGGUGCCGGUUUGUACGGGCAGAUGAACCGGCGGCGUGUAUGAAAUAGACCGGUAGUAGAUAAUUAUGUACUAAUACUUUUAUUUUUUAAAAAAGUAGCUUUUAUUUGUGUAUUUUUUAACUUUUUAUGUAUUU
Molecule: messenger RNA, 931 nt
Organism: Dendrobium catenatum
Lineage: Eukaryota; Viridiplantae; Streptophyta; Magnoliopsida; Asparagales; Orchidaceae
Exons: 1
Coding region: 136-840 (234 amino acids)
Source: RefSeq, a predicted model, not a curated record